UCACUUAUCGUAUAUACUAAAAUUGUGAAUGUUGUGGACUUAUUACAUUGCGGGUGUUCCAGAUGGCGAGUGGGGGAGGGCAGUAUAUGCGGAGUGCGCCGCUGAGACGACUGCGCCACCCUCUGGACGAGAGCCCCGUGUGGUCACUGCUAGGGUCGGCCCUAGGAGCGCUGGUAGCUCUGCUGGUAGGGCUGCCUGUGCUGCUGGUGUUGGCUGUCCUGCUCCCCUUCACGCUCGCGGCGAGAUGGUUCCUGUUGCUGCUCUACUGGAACAGGCGCAGACCUCUCAUCUCGGCUGAUAUUGGCGGGGGUGCUGAGUCCAUGCGCGGCAACGACUGCAGGUGGCUGGGCGCAGCAUGGCGCUGCUCCGUGCUCCACGCCGUCCUAGUGUUCGACGGCAGAGUGGAGCUGCCCACACUGCAGCAGCUGCUUCUAUCCCGCGUGUUACCCGCCUACCCGCGCCUCACACACCGGCUACACAAGCUGCCCCUCACGGCCGGCGCGGGACACUGCUGGCUGCCUGACCCCCACUUCGACAUCGACAAGCACGUCUUCCACGGCCCCUGUCUGCCCACAGACCUGCAGCUGCAGACGUACGUCUCAGAGCUGCUGAGUGAGGGUCUCCUGACAGACAAACCCCCGUGGGAGCUACAGGUGCUGCACGCCGCAGGCCGACAAGGGACCACUACUAUACUGCGGGUACACCAGUCUGUGGCAGACGGGCCCGCUCUGGUCACGAUGCUGUGCCGCUGCCUCGCAGACACCAAAGUGAUGCCACGCAUUCCGAGCAGGAGCGAACAGCCCGUGGGGUUCUACUGUAAGGUGUUGCGCUCCUGCCUGUUCGGCCCACUGACGGUGUUCCUGUGGUUGUUGAUGUCUGCACGGGACUACAACCUGCUGACUCAGCGAGCCAACUGGUCCGGCCAGAUGUCCGUCAGUUGGUCAGCUUCCAUCACUCUCGCUAAGGUCACCAGGGUCAAGCAGGUCACCAGAUCGACGGUCAACUGUGUCCUGUUGUCUGCGCUGGCCGGGGCACUACGUGUCCUACUCCAGAGCUGUGGUGUCCGGCAGCCGCCUGAUCUCAGGGUUGUGCUGCCGGUGGACCUGAGGACGAGUGCGGACUGCUCGGACACUCGGCUGGGCAGCCAGAUGGCACCUGUUGUAGUCUCACUGCCGGUGGGGGUGGAAGGAGCGGUCCCCCGGCUCUGGAGUACCCGGCGCGCUCUCAGGGCCCUCAGGCAGUCAAGUGAUGCGCUCGUGGUGUACCUCGCUACAGCAGCCCUCAUGAGCCUCAUGCCUUCUCAGUCUGCAAGGAGCAUCCUCUCCGCCUUCACUGAGCAGAAGGCGAGUCUACAGUUCAGUUCGCUGGUGGGACCGUCAGCAGCAGUGCUGGUGGGAGGAUGUCCACUCAAGAGUGUUUACUCUCUGCUACCAGCCCAAUCAGGCCUCAGCAUGGCAGUGUCCGUGCUGACGUAUGCUGACCAGGUGUUCGUGGCUGUUGCUACAGACAGCAGUCUGGAGCCGGCAGGGACCAUGAUUCUAAGCCAUCUUCAAGCUCAGGUGGAGCUGAUGUACACCCUGCUCAAGAAUAGGAGGGUGCCGGGAGAGGCCAAGUCUGACACCAUGUUGUACCGCUUCCCAGACGUUACUAGGUCACCAGUUCGUGAGCUGGCUAGUCGACUGUCGCUGGUACAAGGCGAGGUGGAGAGGCUGAGUCGCUCUCACAGUGAUGCGACCACACACGAGACUGAGCGAUUACACAGGCUCAGAGCAGAGUUCUCUCAUCUGCUUCGAGAGUUGCGCAAGAGGAAGUCUCUCAGUGAGAUGGAACCUUGGGACGUUCAAUGGAGGUCCCGUCGACGCGCGAUGUCCUGUUCUUUCUCCCGCCGCCCCAGCAUGUCCGUGGUGAGUCUAUUGUCGACGGCGCGACCCGCUAGCGUCAUCGAGACCUCCAACCACGUGGUGUCACCUCUGCCACACCAUCUACCGCGUUACACACCACCCGCCCCUCCACUCCACUCCACCCUGGCCUUCACCGACAGCGACGGUCCUUCCACCUCCCACACAAGUGUCUUCAAUGUCAAUUAUCAGUCGGAUUCUUCCACGCCUUCUCUCUCUUCACCGCCGAGUGCCCCCAAAUACUACCAACGCCUGUCGGAGUACAGCGACAGCGGACAGGUGUGUGGAGGUCUGUACGACGAGAUCCUGCAGGCUCUGGAGAGCAGCGAGAUGCUCUACGACGCGGAUAGGAGGCGCUGCAACGGAACGGCCUUCAGGGACCAUAUCGAGAGCAACUUUGCACACGCCGAAAUUAGGUGUAAAAGUAGAUCUAACUUGAGGAAAUACAAAAGUCGAACUAUGAACUCUGUUUAUGAGAAGAGCUGGAGUCACCGGUGGCGGAGACCGGAGCUGGGCGACAUCGCGGAACGGAAGCCGAGGAUCUCCCGCUCCUGUAACCACCUCAACGGCCGCCUCUUGCAGAACACUGACUACGAAGUGGCGAUCGAAUCGCUAUCAGAUUUUGCGACAAAGAUACGUAGAUUAAGUUUAGAGAACACGAUGGUGGACAAGCCUCACAGGAACGCCGGGUAUAGUUGGGACGUCGGGAACUCGUUUUACCAACCAAAGAAGGCCGUGGACAGGUCGAGAAGACAUUCCACGAUUCCCAAGCAGCAGUGUGAAGAAUGUACAGUUUCUCUCCACCACAGCAUAUACGAGUUCGUUGGCUUUUCCGGUGGAGACACUCCCUUGGACCCAACAGUGUGGAGAAUAUUUAAAUUUCAUGUAAAACUGGUGAAAUGUAACAAUAUAACUGGUUUGUUCAAUUAACUUUAUUCCACAAAAAAUUCGUGAAUUCCUAAAAUGAUCACCGGGUGAAGGAUGUAAACUUAGGAGCAACAUUAUGAUGUGAAUAGAUUCUGAAACGUAAUACAAGUUUUAAUAAUUUAUUUAUUUAACCAAAGGCAAUGCCUUUUUAAGUAAUACAUAUACACACAGUGAAACAAUAAAAUUAUAUCUAAAAUAUGAGACUAGACUAACAAAUGUGAAAAAAACAUGAGAUCCUCACAUUCAUCAACUGCAGAUACAUAAUUUGUAUCUAGCAGAUAAGAGUCUAAAAAGAAAAAAAAACAUUAAAUAAACUAUGGAUAAAUAACAAUAAAUAGCAUAACAAUACUAAAUAGGAUAAUAAAAAUAGACUGCAUAGUAACAAUAAACAGCAUAAUAACAAAUAAAUAUGAAUGUGACUGUAACAAUAAUAAUAAUUUUAAACUUUAUCAUUAGAACUGCAAUAUUGUUAUUUAAGUAACUAAAUAGCAAUAACAAAAAUAAAUAGGCAGUAAGCAUAACAUCAACAAUAGUAAUGCAAAAAUAGUGCAAACCAAAAUAUUUUACAGGAAUCCAGAGAGGGAAAGAGAAAAAGGGAUUCUACUGACCUAAAUGUACGACCCAACAUAAAAAAAAAUUCAUAAAUUUCUUCUACGGUCAAUUAAAAAUAUGAUCUACAUUUUGCAAAGAUUCGAUUAGUAAGUUAGUAUACUUACUUUUUUCUUAAGGCUAAACUAGGUAAAUUUUGUUAGGGAAAUUAUUUAGUUUAGUUCACAUAUAAAGAAAAUUCUUUUGGGAGCUACUACAGAGCAGUGGCUGGACACUAUUUCGAGUGUUAUACAGAUGUAUGUGGCUGUUUAAGUAUAGUGUUCAUUGAUUAAACUAAAUAAUAUAUACAAAUAAAAUAAACUCAAUACUCCUAGCAUAGAGAAUAAUGGUUUACAAUGAGCCUGAUUACCUACAUUACAUAUAAUUCUAAUAGCCUUUUUCUGUUAUAUAUUAAUUUAUUAGUGCAGGGACACGAACUAAUACACACUGUUUGUAACUAUUAUUCAAAAUCUUUAUUUUCUUACAUGCAGUAAUUUUUUUAAAUGUUGGUUAUUGUUUAAUUUUAAUACCUGCAUGAAUGCUUAGUUUUAUUUAUAUUUUUAGUACAUGACCUGAUGGACAUUUAUUGGUGCACUCUACUCUAAUUAUUGUACGCAGCUAAGUUUUGUAGUUGAAUGUUGUUUUCACUAGACGUAGCCCAUUACAAUUUGUAGAUCAGCUGAAUAAAUCAUUUGCAAUAUAAAAAGCUUACAAGACCACACACUAAAACCCUGUAAUAAGAUUCUGUAAAAAGUAAGCUUUGAAUUUAAGAGCAAUAUACCUUACUAAUACAGAGGAUUCUACAAAAUGUUUUAAACGUCUCAACAUCAACAACCCUUUCGCGCUAAUACCAACUAAGAUUGUAAUCGAAGACUAGCGUAAGAAUUUUAGUGGUUCAUUAUCAUUAUUUAAUUUAGGCUACAUAACGUCUAUUGUUACUAGCAAACCAAUAAUUCAAAAGUAGAGAACUUGUUAUUAAUAGCCUACUAAUUAAUUAGAGUCCAUUCAGAUUGUUUUAAAACUAAAAGCUAUUUAAAACCAUGUAAAAUAUUUAUUUCAAUGGAUAAAAAUUAGUUGCAAUGGUAAUAGGGUCAUCUGAAAGUAAGGUCCGAUUUCAUAACAAAUAUUUAAAAUAAUACUGCACUUAUCUUUCUAUGAAUAUCAUAUAUGUAUAUGGAACGUACCUUCCUGUCAAAAACCCAAAAACCGGGUAACUAAUCAUAUUUCGCAGCCGGCGGGUUGAUUAAUUGUUUUGAACAUUGUAAAUUUUCACAAUCAACAUCAACCUACAAUACAAUGGUUUCACUGCAAAUGGCGUCGGUCCGUACGCAAGGCAUGCCGGGAGUCGGCGCGCAUGCGCAUUGCGCUGUUUGCUCGCCGCUCGAAUAGUUACCGCGAAUUUCGAAUUACCUCAGUAGUAAUUUAAUCAUUUUUGCUAUAAUAACCAAACUCAGUAAACUCUACAUUUCUAUAACUCAGUUGAUGUUUGGUCAAAGAAAUUACUACUUCCAGUUUGCCAUUCUCCAUCAAGACAAAAGACUUUUUUAAUUGCCUACAAAAACGAAAAUCUGUUUACUUUACAGUAAAUACCAAUGGUUUCACUGCAAAUGGCGUCGGUCCGUACGCAAGGCAUGCCGGGAGUCGGCGCGCAUGCGCAUUGCGCUGUUUGCUCGCCGCUCGAAUAGUUACCGCGAAUUUCGAAUUACCUCAGUAGUAAUUUAAUCAUUUUUGCUAUAAUAACCAAACUCAGUAAACUCUACAUUUCUAUAACUUAGUUAAUGUUUGGUCAAAGAAAUUACUACUUCCAGUUUGCCAUUCUCCAUCAAGACAAAGGACUUUUUUAAUUGCCUACAAAAACGAAAAUCUGUUUACUUUACAGUAAAUACCUCUCCUAGAACAUUAUUCCCGGAAAAGCCACUGACUGGUCAAGCCAUAUCAAGUGAUAAAACUAUCCUAUUAGGGCUGGCUCUUUUUGAACCUGAAUGACUAUUUUCUUAAAACUGAAACUUGUAAUAUAAUAUAUUGGUGGUAUAAAAAACAAGAAUAUUUUAUUUGUAUUUUUAUAAAAGGUCAUAACAAUAUUAAAAUAUCAUAAAUAUUUAAACUUCUAAUCUUGAUUUUACAGUAUUACUCCUUUUAUAUGUAUAUUUAUUUAUUUGAUAUUUAGUUAACCACUGUAAUUUCUAUGAGAGCCAUCAAGUAGUUAUCAGAAUGGAAAGAACUUUCUUAUAGAAGUAAAAACAUAGUAAUGCUACAUUUUAAAAGUGGAAAUAUUUAAACAAAAUGUACUUUGUUCACUAUUAUAGUUGAAAAAUAUAUGUUUGUCAUUUUAAUUUUUAGUAUUUAGGCUGAUAAGAUUUACAUUAAGGAAUUUCUUCUUUCUU
Messenger RNA from Homalodisca vitripennis (glassy-winged sharpshooter), 5797 nucleotides. RefSeq lists its product as uncharacterized. Gene Ontology annotation, biological process: triglyceride biosynthetic process. The transcript has 10 exons. Gene Ontology annotation, molecular function: long-chain-alcohol O-fatty-acyltransferase activity; diacylglycerol O-acyltransferase activity. Gene Ontology annotation, cellular component: plasma membrane. Bases 63 to 2828 code for a protein of 921 amino acids. Lineage: Eukaryota; Metazoa; Arthropoda; Insecta; Hemiptera; Cicadellidae. The record is from RefSeq and is a predicted model, not a curated record.